AUGUAUUGGUCUCAAGAUUGCUUGGAGCUGCUCAUCAAGGAGAUGCCUUAUGUAGUGUUCAAACAUGUCUUUCACAACAACAGAUACAUGAUGCUCUACAAUCAUUAUUCAUUGAUGAAGCAUGCUGUGCAGCAUGGACAGCUCGAUAUGUACAAGCUGCUUGAGACUCAGGCACUAGACCAUGCAUUGGACAUACUUCCCAUUCCAUACCACUCAUCUCCCUCAUAUUAUCUCAUAUUGGCACUCAAUCAUGGUCAGGCCUCAGUGUUCAACUAUCUCCUCUCAUUCGAGACGAAACAAUCAAUGGAAAACAUGAUACAGGGGGGCAAGCGAACAUUAUCCUCCUUCCUAAACUCCUUUGACAAGGUAGACAUGUCAUCUCUACUAAAGUCGUUGAUCACAUUCGUUGAGACUCACUACAAUACGGCCAUGUCUCUGAUACUCAGGUCGGUGAUCACAUUCAUUGAUACUUAUUACAAAAUGGCCCCAUCAAAAUGCACUCCAUCAAACGUAAUCAGUCAAUUCAAUCCAUUUGCAAUGUUACUUAUAUGCCAGGACAUUGGUUUGGCUCAACUAGCAAUCAAGUAUGUGGAAUUUGAUGCCAACCAACUUUACACAUAUUGUAAUUUUAUCUUUGGUCAUGAUAUUGAGCAUUACCAUGCACACUUCAUCCCCUCAGGAAGCGAGAUCGAUGUGCAGGAGCUCAAGCACACAGUCGAGUUCCUCUUUGCACUCUUGAAGCUCUAUGGCCGACAUGUAGAGUGCACUAAAGAGCAACUCCCAAGAUGCUUGGAUGUGCUUACCGAGUUUGGCGUUCUCAUCACAGACAUCUUUGUGAUCAUGUCAUCACAGAACAUCUUGCCACCUAUCCGGUCCUACAUCAGGAGGGAUAUCUUCACCAACAUCCGCCAGGAUUGCAGUGAUCAUUCACGUCAGAUGUUCAUUCAGUUCUUCAUGAAACAAUCAUAUGGUCAUGAUGGCCAGGGACUGUGA
Messenger RNA from Acytostelium subglobosum LB1, 993 nucleotides. RefSeq lists its product as hypothetical. NCBI's taxonomy places the organism in Eukaryota, Evosea, Eumycetozoa, Acytosteliales, Acytosteliaceae. The transcript is spliced from 2 exons. The record is from RefSeq and is a predicted model, not a curated record. The coding region runs from base 1 to 993 and encodes 330 amino acids.